AUGAGAGUCCUGGUCGCCGUCUUAUUGGCCGUAUCGCCCGCGUUGGCGUGCAUCGGAGGUGCCGGAAGUGCCGGAGGAUGCUGCCCACCUUCCCAGCCGUCGUGCGGAGCAGCUACUCCGCCGUGCUCUAGCUCCAGGUAAUCAAUUGCUUCCUUUCGUUUGUUCUCGUUCCAAUUCUAGUUAAGCUGCCUUAUAUAUCUUUCGAUUCUCAAAGGAUCAAAGAACUUUCCGAGUGUCUCUCUGGCUCCUAUUGGCCACAAUCUCAGUUCUCAAAAAUGUCUGCAAGCGGAACAGCGUGAAACCCUGUUCUAGCAUGUCUGAGAGUUUGGAUUCUGAUAGUGUCACAUUAUCUCGGACUGUUCCCUGGUCUUUCAAAUGUAACAUUUCGGCAACUAAUUGUCCGCCCGAUACAGAAAUCUUUUGUAAUCCAAUAUCCAUUUCAAACUUUAAACAAUUUCUCGAGAACUCUUGACUCACUUCUCUUCGCUUUUCUAUUUGAUCCUUCGCUUUCCGGUGGCGACAAGAUCAUUCUACUCGCCACCCCAUUUAUGAAAAUGUCCUUUUCAUGUCCGAAACCUGCUUCCUUUCGCCCGUAAAUGUGUUCACUUACAGUUACGCAAGUGGCGGAAGCUACGCUGCCGCCCCGCCGCCGCCGCCUCCGCCGCCGCCACCACCGGCACCGAUCGGAGGAGGAUACCAGGCUUCCCCAGCUUUCUUGGGUGGCGCCGGACCAAUUGCUGGAGGAGCUUACUCUCAAGGACCAGCCCAGGGAUACCAGGGACCAAUCGGAGGAGAAGUCGGACCGUCUGCUGGAGGUUACCAGGCUGUUGGUCAGCAAGGACCAAUCGGAGGAGGAGCCUACCAAUCUGGCCCAUCCGCUGCCAUCGAGACCAUCGGAGCUGCUGCCCAGGGAGGAUACCAGGCUGGACCAGCCCCAGUCGCUCCAGGACCAAUCUCCUCGUACCAGCCAGCCCCAGUUGCCCCAGUUGCCCCACAAGGAGGAGCCUACCAGUCCGGACCAGUCAGCUCUAUCCAGGUCACACAGGUCUCACAAGGAGGACUCUACCAGGCGGCGCCCGAGCAGGCCCCAGUUGCUGUCCAACAAGGUAAGAUCACAUUCCGCAGGCACCGCUUCACCUAGCACUCACUCAUGCACAUUCAGUUGUCGAGCAAGUAGCACCAGUUGCCACGUACACCCAAGGGCCUGUUCCAACCCCUGUUGAACAGGUUGUUGAGCAGGUCGUCGAGCCAGCACCAGAGCCAGCACCGGAAGUAGUCCCAGAGCCAGCACCAGUCGCUGCACCAGAACCGGCCGUCGUUGAGACCGUUGAGACCGUCGAGACCACCCAAGAAGAGGUUGUUCCAGAGGUUAUCGCUGAGACUGAGGCCCCAGUCAUUGCCGAGACCGAAGCCCCAGUCAUCGUCGAGACCGAGGCCCCAGCUGUUGUUGAGACCGAGGCUCCAGUCGUCGUCGAAGAGACCCCAGCUCCAGUCGUCGAGCAGGCUCCAGUUGCUGCUGCCAAGGAAGAGAGCACUUAUGAUGACAUCGUCGAGGAGCAACCAGCUGCCUCCACCGAAGCUGUCGCGUCCGAGAACGUCGAUGCCGUCGAGGUAUUCUCAUUCAAUUCUAUCUGAUCUGAUCAAAUUCACACUGCCCAUUCCAGGAGACUAACGAGGCUGUCGAGUACGCCGAUGAGGAGGGAGACGAGGGAAACUGCGACGAUCCGGAGCUCCGCGCCAUCGUUGAGAGUGCCUUGAAGAACGAGAAGGUCAGUUCGUUCGGGUUGUUACGUCUUCAGCUUCCUUGUCGGCGCCUUCCGCCACCGAUUACAUCACCGCGCGGGGAGGGAAAACUUGAUAACGGGCACGGCAACAAAAACUGGAUAUAUCGUUAGCGUACCUAUUUACAACACCAUCUGCCCGUACGUACCUUAAUGACAUUUAAGAAAUGUUGCAAACCCGGUUUGGAUUAUGUAAAUGGGAUGGCGAAAUGAUACUGGCCAACUGGAAGCCAUUGAUCAGGCUAACAAGGGGAAGAAGGGGAUGGGAGAGACUUGGCUAUAAAUCACUCGAAUAGCCGAACACUUGCAAUUACCUGAGACGGGAACCGGAGACAAAUCCAAUUAUCCGGAUGGGUGCAACAGGGAUUGACAUGCCAAUCAGUCUCGUUUCAGGACAACCUGGAAGCUGCCCGCAAGAUCGAGGGAGACGCUUCGGCCAAGUUCGGAGGACGCUUCAACGCCAUCGUUUCCGACGCCGAGUUCGCCUACGUCAACUGGUACGGAAAGAGAAACUGCCAGCUGAGAUACGAGAACCGCCACUCGCUCACCUGGGAGGACUAA
Caenorhabditis sp. 36 PRJEB53466 is the source of this 2342-nucleotide messenger RNA. The record is from the annotation of a GenBank genome assembly. NCBI's taxonomy places the organism in Eukaryota, Metazoa, Nematoda, Chromadorea, Rhabditida, Rhabditidae.